This is a messenger RNA of Misgurnus anguillicaudatus (oriental weatherfish), 2612 nucleotides long. RefSeq names its product ubiquitin-like 3a (gene ubl3a). NCBI's taxonomy places the organism in Eukaryota, Metazoa, Chordata, Actinopteri, Cypriniformes, Cobitidae. Gene Ontology annotation, molecular function: protein binding. The record is from RefSeq and is a predicted model, not a curated record.
AUCCGCACACACAUAGGGAUAGACAUCGCGCCGUUUUAUCUGCCUCACCAGCUCCGGUUUCCCCCCGCUCAGCCUUCCCCCCUCGUAAAGUGCCGCCAUGUUUUUCUGAGGCAGGAUGACAGCAGAGACGGAGCACAGACGAAGACGGAUAUAAGAUUGAAAAACCCCUCGAAUUAACUCCGUUUUUCGAUCAGCAGACGCUCUAUUUUUUUUAUCGCGGACUCGCUUGGAACUCAUUUCUCGACGUAUUUACAAAAACGUACGCGUUAGACGAAACGAACCGAGCGCUGAAUUGUAUUAUUUUGUUUUCCUAUGGCGUAGGCACAUUAUUUCCCAAUAUAUAUUUUCUAUUUCAGGAUGGGAGGGGGUCCUCCUACGUAAAUGUAAAAUUCAGAAAUUAUUCCCACGUUUUUAACUUUAUACCAUGACAAAGCGAGCAGUCAAAAGCGAUUCCUGAAGAAGAAAACCCGAUUCCUUCCUGCGCGUAACUACCUCGACCAGCAACCUACAGGAAUAACCAGACCAGGUCAACUGUUUGCCACAAGUUACCUGCUUUUAAAACUUAACGAAUUACUAAAACAAGGAAAGAAGAAGAACUUCUAAAGUGAAUAUCAAAAAGAGCACAUUUUAAAGAUGACGGCUAAUAUCGCAGCUGACAUGAUCAACUUGAGGCUCAUCUUAGUUAGUGGAAAAACAAAAGAGUUCCUGUUCUCUCCAAAUGACUCCGCGGCAGACAUCGCCAAGCACGUGUACGACAACUGGCCAAUGGACUGGGAAGAGGAACAGGUGAGCAGUCCAAACAUCUUGCGUUUGAUCUACCAGGGCCGAUUCCUACAUGGCAAUGUGACACUAGGAGCUUUAAAACUGCCUCUCGGAAAAACCACAGUGAUGCAUUUAGUUGCCAGAGAGACGCUGCCCGAGCCAAAUUCCCAAGGUCAGAGGAACCGCGAAAAGACUGGAGAGAGCAACUGUUGUGUGAUCCUGUAAAUACGUCCCUCCAUCCCCGAAUGAGUGCGUUCUGUUAUCCUUCGCCCAUGCUGCUGAAAGCUCACAAACACAACUACUCACACCUGACUCCCACAAGCACCUGACCAGAAAGGAAAAUCACACCCGACGGAGGACAGCACUUGAUUCUAGAGCUGCUCAUACAAAGCAGCUUCUCCACAUUAAAGCCAAAAGAUGUCAAAAAAAUCCCUCACCCACACAUUCUCACCCUUUCUAACACCUUCACACGUGCACAUGAGCUCAGAUGUAAACAAUUAAACAUACACACAUAGACAAAAUCUCCUGUCCUUCUCCCAAUUUGCACAUGGAGGAGUCCCGGCUUUUUUUUAAUUGCCCAUAGUAAAUAUUAAUGAUGCAACGUGAAAGCCUUCGAUUCUUCACUUUCAAGCUGCGAGGGGGAAGAUGUGUGAGGAGAAGAGAAUUAAUUUACACAGGGUCUGAUGAACUUCUCGCAUUGAACGAAGCACCAGACGCUCACCGGAUCUGGUCUGAUCUACGUCUGAAAUGAUAGCACACGCUCACCGGUGGUUUGACGUCUGCAUCCAUGCAUCGCAGCUACAGUCUUACAGACUGUCGACAUGAUCUGCUAAUCACUAAUUUACAUGCGUAGUUUAUUGAUUUUAGUGCUGGAGAGUGAGUAUUCAUGUGCCUGAUAAACGUCAAUGACAAUUCGGUAGAAAUGUUUAUUAUACUUUUCCAUAUUGAACUAAAAUGCGUUUAUAAAUUAAAACAUGUUGGGGCGACCAAUUAGUUCUGGUAAAGAGCUUGGUUACCUGCUAAUUUGCAGAUCUCCAGGAGUUGGUAUUGGUGACCGCUUUGGGAAGUCUAAAUAAUGCACAGUAACAUUUGUGACUGUGUAUUGACUACUGCUUCUUCAAUUGACCAGCCAGUGUUGUAUCUGCCCUAUAGUUAGAUCUAAGCGGCUUUCAUUCAGCUGAGGUAAAGUUAAGCCCAAUACUUUUUGUAAGUGUAAUGAUGUAAAUUAAUGCUCGAGUUUCGAGCCAGAAGAUAACUAUGGAUAAGUUUGGCUCGGUUUCUAUUUUCCCUCCCUUGUUAAAGAUGAAAUUUGUUUGCACAACACAGAAACAGGAAUUGUAAUUUUUUUUCUCAUCCCUUUUAAUAUUUUUCCAAAUGGGAAUUGUAUUGGAAGGUUACAACAUAUGUGUAGAGUAUAUUUAAUAUGAAUCUUAUAGAGAACAUAACUAUAGAUUGUUGAUAUAUAUUGGUGUCUAGUGUAUGAUAGUCUAAAACAGUUAGUUCAUUAGCAUUUGGAUAAGUAAAUUGCUGACAAUGUAUUGUACUUAACAGCAACAAACCCUCUAAUGGCUGAAGAAUUACUGUACUGUGUUUUAUUUUUUUAAUGUUCAUAAUUUGAUAUCUUUUUUCCUGCCCUAUUUCUUUUAUUUUAUUUUUUGUGGUCUUCGCUUUAUGCUUUUUAACAUCGCACUAGGUAUGAAAAAUAUUGGUCCUGAUCAGGGUUCAAAUCUGUACAGAGCUGAAGUUUUUAAAAGAUAAUUGUAAAUAAGACUAAUGCUUCUCAUUCUCUAAACUACAAAUGGAAAUACAUCUAUACACUGAAUAAAAGCAUUCAAAAUCUUGAAGUGAAA